Molecule: messenger RNA, 258 nt
Organism: Racocetra persica
Lineage: Eukaryota; Fungi; Glomeromycota; Glomeromycetes; Diversisporales; Gigasporaceae
Source: the annotation of a GenBank genome assembly
AAAAAAAAAUAUGCUGAGACUAUUGGAAUUGUACAAAAAGCUAUUAAAAUCACUAUUGAAAAGGAUGAUCUGAAUAUUCUUAAGUUUUUAAAAAACUAUAUUCUUCAAAAUGAACACUCUUUGGAUAAAAAUACAACCAAAGUAUCCACUUUCAGUCAUAAAACAAGUAUACUCAAAGAAUAUCCUGAAACAAAUAUUAUUAUUGAGAAUUCACAAGUAUCUAACUCUAUAAAAAGGUUAAAAAAGGUUGAUACCUGA